AUGGAGCCGGACGUGAUCGCUAGCACCAAGGCCAACAGUCUGAAGGUACAGCGCGGCGGCGCCAUCGUGGCGCUGUGCGCAGAGCCGCGCCCAGACCCCGCGCCGCACCCGCAGCCCGUUGCACCUCCUCGCAGGAAGAAAAGAAACAAGUUGCACAGUUCGACUUCUCUUUCUACGGUGGACGGUGACAACAUUAGCGUCUGUACCACCGACACGGACGAGUACAGAUACGUACCCAGGCCGCUUCAUUCACACCUCGAUAAUGACGUAAUAGAGCCAAACUCCACGAGCACUAUGAACCAGUCUAUGGCGCUGCCGAGCCCUGCGAGCACCAUAGAGUCUCUCACCAGAGAGUUCCAAGACUCACUGGAGCUGUCACAAUCGAAAUACGCCAGCGACCGGUCGUCCCUGAGCAUCCACGAGUCCCGCUCGUCGGAGCGCGCGAGCGAGUCGUCCCGCAGCAGCACGGCGCAGUCGGGCGGCGCCCUGCCCCGCGCGCCCCGCACCCCCCGCACCGCGCCCCACUCGCUCGACAUCAAAAGCGAUUACGUCGCGCGCGUGGAGGACGAGCGCGGCGUGCGCACGCACAGCGAGGGCCGCGCUCAGCCCGCCGCGCGCACGCACAGCGCCAGACGAAGUAACUCUGACGGUAUGGGCGGGUCCCGUCGUCGAUCAGCUGGCGACGAGCAGCAACUCGGCAUCUCGCUUAGAACCCGCACAACCUCCGGGAACCAACUCACCGAUAUCGAGAUACUGGAGCAGGUCACGGUGCUCAACCUCGACACAGGCGAACGUGUCCCGCUGAGCGUGGCCGAGCACAAGCUGCCCCAGUGCAUCAACCCGCUCAGCCUGCACAUCAUGAGGCUCACCUCCGAGUACAUCGGCCGCCCCAACGACGACGACAACGUCAGGGAAACGGAUGAAGAAAGCGAGAGCGUCUGCGCAGGCGGCGCCGAAGAUGAGAUCAAGGAGAUGAAGAGAGAGUCCACAGACAGACAGACUACUGGUAUUAAGAGAAAGACUGACAGGUUGAAGCGUUUUUUCGGGAGUACGGUGAAGAAAACCGUCGACGCGGCUAAAUCUUUAGCUCAGGAAGUGUCCCACGCGAGGCAUAAGGAGGACGUGGCGGACAUCGCGGACGACGUCAGGGGCGAACACAAUAUAAAACUGAAAGCGUCGAACUCACACAAAGGACCUUACGAUUUUGAUGGUUGUGUUAGACAUGAGAUGGGUUCAGGCCACUGCGGCGCGGUGUGGUGCUGCAAGUUCAGCGUGUGCGGGCGCCUGCUCGCCACUGCUGGCCAGGACAAGCUGCUGAGGGUCUGGGUCACCAGGGAUGCUUAUCACAUGUUCCAGGAUAUGCGAACGAAAUACAACGCCGAACAGAAAUCAUCACCGACUCCAUCACAAGAAUCUUUAGCAUCUCUUUCCGCACCUCCUCCGAGUCCAGAAGACCAACCCCCUCUAGGGCCUUCUGCUCCCUUCUGUCCGAAGCCUUUCUGUGUGUACUCGGGUCAUACCUCCGAUCUUCUGGACGUCUCCUGGUCAAAGAACUACUUCAUAUUAUCAAGUUCGAUGGACAAGACCGUCAGGUUAUGGCAUAUUUCGAGAGGGGAGUGUCUUUGCUGUUUCCAGCACAUAGAUUUUGUAACGGCUAUAGUUUUUCAUCCAAGAGAUGAUCGUUACUUCUUAUCUGGAAGUUUGGAUGGAAAGUUGCGAUUGUGGAAUAUACCUGAUAAAAAAGUGGCAGUAUGGAACGAAGUCGACGGCAAAACAAAAUUAAUAACAGCAGCAAAUUUCUGCCAAAACGGCAAAUUCGCAGUCGUCGGCACUUACGAUGGCCGCUGUAUAUUCUACACCACCGACCAGCUGAAGUACCACACUCAGAUAGACGUCCGCUCCACCAGGGGAAAGAACUCCACCGGACGGAAGAUCAGCGGCAUCGAACCCAUGCCUAACGACGAUAAGAUCCUUGUCACCUCCAAUGACAGUAGAAUAAGGUUAUACGACUUAAGGGAUUUAAAUUUAUCAUGUAAAUAUAAAGGUUAUGUAAACGUUUCCAGCCAGAUCAAGGCCUCUUUUUCCCACGAUGGAAAAUAUAUAGUCAGUGGGUCAGAGAACCAAUGUAUUUAUAUAUGGAAGACUUAUCACGACUAUUCGAAGUUCACGUCGGUGAGGAGGGACAGGAACGACUUCUGGGAGGGUAUUAAGGCUCAUAAUGCGUUGGUGACGUGCGCGGUGUUCGCUCCUAACCCUGAUCAUAUGAUCCGGAUGAUCAACGAGAGGGAAGAGGAGGCUAAGUUGGCGAAUAAAGAUGCUGAGGAGAAAGAGGAAGUGAAGGGUGCGGAGGGUGGGAUGGUGUCCUCCUCCCAGACGGGUCACGUGCUUGUGAGCGCGGACUUCAACGGUUGUAUCAAAGUGUUCGUACACAAAGCUAAGCCUAAACACAGCUCGCUGCCAGCCUCUGCGCUCGCAUAA
Messenger RNA from Arctia plantaginis, 2478 nucleotides. The record is from the annotation of a GenBank genome assembly. Lineage: Eukaryota; Metazoa; Arthropoda; Insecta; Lepidoptera; Erebidae.